This is a messenger RNA of Aspergillus wentii DTO 134E9, 4001 nucleotides long. Its product is annotated as putative C6 transcription factor. The record is from RefSeq and is a predicted model, not a curated record. The transcript has 8 exons. Gene Ontology annotation, biological process: DNA-templated transcription; regulation of DNA-templated transcription. Bases 264 to 3614 code for a protein of 1116 amino acids. Gene Ontology annotation, molecular function: DNA-binding transcription factor activity, RNA polymerase II-specific; zinc ion binding; DNA binding. Lineage: Eukaryota; Fungi; Ascomycota; Eurotiomycetes; Eurotiales; Aspergillaceae.
AAUGCUAUUGGCCGAUGACGGCGAUCUCCGAUAAGUUGCGGUCAUCUACCCCGGAGUCAGUCGAAAUCACCGUCGCGAGAACAACCCCCGCAGCCCUCACGACGUCCCAUUCUAAGCUUCGGUUCCAGACAAUUCGCAAUCGAGUCCUCUUGCGCACAUGUUUCGCUACUCAAGUCUAACACGCGCCCCUCCAUGAACAUACCGACCUUGCCGUCUCGUCGAUGGAUUGAACUGCCCCGCCGCUGCGACCGAGGUAUCAUACCAUGAACCGCACUCCGACGAGCACCCAGCCCGUCCCUGGGCUGUUGAAUCGAGGCUUCAGGACUUCGUUCCCGUUAAGCCAUGGAUCUCCAGACUCGCCGAUUUCUUCUUCUACUCCUAAAUCGGCCUCGGGGAGGGGUGGUGGUGUUGCGGGCACGCUUGCCGGGGGUCGCCAGAUUACCCGAAACCGCGCGAGCUACAGCUGCCAUACCUGUCGGAGGAGAAAGGUAAAAUGCGACAAGGUCCACCCAAUCUGUGGGAAUUGCGCAAAAAACGGCACCGAAUGCGCCUACGAUGUGGCGCCACAAAAGGAAUCCGGGUCGAGUAACAGUCGCGGCGGACAUGGGGUGAAGCGGAGGCGAGGGACAUCGCGAACAAUAGAAGACGACGAGGACGUGGAGGAUUUCCAGUCGAUAUAUGGACAUUUGAAGCAAGCCGGCCUGGAGCAGAAAUCCGGAUCGAACGCGAUCGAGGCACGGCUGGAUAAACUCACGUCGAUGAUUGAGCGGCUAAGUAAGUCCAACCAAGCGCUGGAUCCGGCCGAAAGGCAGCUUCUGGCGCAGAAUGUCGGGCUGGAGUCUGUUCGGGAUUUGCGACAACAGCAGGGGAUUGCUCAGGUUCAGGCUCAGCCGCCCAGGCCGGCUGUCAGUUCCCGUCCGGAAUCCCGUUCGGAUAGCCCGCGACGCACGGCCGAGUCGAGUGGUGAUGAGUUUCCGAUUCCUGCUGGUCAUGCUACUGAUUUGGUGGAUCCGGUUGGUAGUUUAAAUUUGGGGCAUCUUAGUCUUGAUGAUGGGGGGAGGUCAAGAUAUGUUGGAACAACUUACUGGGCGUAUAUAUCACAUGAAAUUAACGAUCUCAACCAGCUUUUAAGAGACCAAAAUCGCUCCCAUGAUGAGGUGCCUCCCGAAGACGACUCCAUGGAUGAGACCAUGACAGACUCAGCUGGAAGGCCACAAGGAAAGCCUUGGAGUGCACCCAUUGAAAGUUCUGGGGGACCUGUGGGCGACAGGUUUUCUCGUGGAGAAACUUUUCAAAAAUCGGUGCUGUUUCCAUCGGGAGAUUCUCCAUCGUUAGAAAAAGUGGUUGAGCCAGAAAUGCUUGAGCAUGUCCCGACCAAACGACAAAGUCAUAUAUUAUACAAAGGGUUUAUGUCCGGUGUGCAAGCCAUCAGUCCGGUCAUUCACCCGCCAACGAUCCUAAAGUUAUACAAUGCCUUUUGGGAUUGGUACGAUAAUAGCAGCUACUCUGGAGAUCCUUGCCCGGAUCCGUCUUUUAUUCCUCUGUUAUAUGCCAUCUGGUAUGGCGGUUCAGUAACAGUUUCGAUAAGGACUAUCAAGGCGGAAUUCAACGUCUCCACUCGCUCUGCGCUUUCGAAGACGCUUAAUGACGAAGUCUCGCGAUGGCUAAGCAAGAUAUCCUUUCCACGCAGCCCGUCCUUGCAAGGACUGGCUGCGUACUUGCUAGUUCAAACGAUUCUGUCAAAGGAAGAGGAACCACUCACCAGCAGCUUGUUCAUCAGUCUUGCCAUGAGAGUAGCACAAGUCAUGGGUCUACAUCGGGAUCCUGCAAAAUUUGGGAUCGAGCCUUGCGAAGCCGAGUACCGACGUCGGCUGUGGUGGCAUAUCGUGCAUAUGGAUGGAGUUGUUGCCAUGUCCAGCGGCCUUCCACCUCUUGUCAGCGAUGAGAAUUACUGGGAUGUUCAUGACACCAGCGAGCUCAAGGAUACGCUGCUUGGCACACCAGAGGGAGAGCAAUACGAGCGACUUGUUUCUCGCAACAUGCGCUUACCCGAUAACCCCGAUGACCCGACUGUUUGCGGCGGGCCGUCUAUGGUGAACGUAUACUAUCUGUCUGCCAGAGGCAAAUAUGUCAUGGCUCGUGCUGUUCGACAUAUCUUGAAGAUCCAAUUAGGGACAAAACCAGUGACGCGAAGGGACAUGGAGGAGCUUCGAACUAUUCUCCUCGAUCUUCAGCUCAAACUUAAUUCAAUCGUCAAUAGGAUCCCGGCUGUGAACGGCCCAGUGUUGCCGUCUGUACCAUCUGACCGAUUACAAUCUUUUGCUUCGCGGUCUCCGGUUGAGGUUAGAACUAGUGAUACGGAACUUCCGGGUGAAGGGCAUAGUGGUUGCCCAGAGCAGUAUCACUCUCCUGUCCUUGUGUCAUUUCACAAGUGGGCGAGGAUACUGCUUUCGUUGUUCAUUGAUAAGGCCUUUUGUGUUGCCUACCAACCUUUUCUCAAGAACGCCAAGAGUCGAAUAUGGCCGGCUGCUAGGCAAAGUGCACUGCGCCAUUGCCAUGGUUUCAUGGAAAAAUUUAUAUCUCUCGCUACCGAUCCCGAUUUUCAGCCUUUCCAGUGGAGUUGGCCUGGGAACCACCAACCAAUGCAUGCUACCAUGAUCAUGCUUAUUGAUUUAUACGAGCGGCCGCAUAGUCCUGAAGCCCCAAAGUCACGAGCGUUCAUUGAUAAGAUAUUCUCGCUUUCUGGUCCUGAUGGUGGUGUUGUCGGUGGCGAAGAUGGCAUUUCAACUCAGCGACCUCUGAAGGAUGGCGGCCGCGAAGCAUGGGAUAUGAUUCGCAGGCUACGCCAGAAAGCAUGGCAAAAGGCAGGACUGGACCCGCAAAAGCUCUGGACAGAGCAAGCCCAGAUGAAAGCGGGUAUUACUACUGCUCCAGAUGAAUAUCCUUAUUUCAACGACCCCUACAAUUCGAGCACCCCUGCCGUUACUGUCUCUCCAAACAAUCCACCCGCAAUGCCUCGACGACCGGUCGUGGACCGAGCAUUGACCGACUUCUCGAAGACAUUCUACAACAUGACCCGCUCCCAUAUGCUCCCUAACCCCGUUUCGCACCUCCGACCUAGUCCUUUACGAUACCAACUACCUCCUCCAGUCCCGAGUUCCAUCCCAGGGACCCCGAAAAUACUCCCCACUCCACAAUUCUCACAUUCUCCCAGUCGCCCUCUCGAUGCCACUCUGGCUGGCUCUGGAAUAUCCUCACCGGAAAACAUUCCCUCACUCAACGCUGGCAUCCCAUUUACUCAACCAACCGUCACAACCCCGCCACCAGCGCUACCUUAUAUGGAUAUAGCCUCCCCAAGCGCACAGCCCAUGGGCGCCCCCACACCACCGUCAAUGGUAGACCCUAAUCUAAAUUUCGACUGGGACCAGUGGGAUGCCGUCUUUGGACAACAUCUCCCUGUCGCAGACGAGCUCAUGGAACUCGACCCCGUGACAGGGCUCGAGUUUGGAGACCUCGGAAGUCUCAGGGCGAGUGAGAACCAUGCGGCUAGCUUGGCGGGGAGUGAUACAGGGAUGAGUGAUAUUCGAGGUCCUAAUUGGGUCGGUUACUGUUGACCUGGUUUCUUGCGAUAUGUGUUUCUUGUAGAUCUGUAUUUCUUUUGUUGAUACCAUGGAUGAGUUGAGUGUACUCAGCGAUAUAACGUUUUGGUCAUAUGGACUUUUGAAGUCCUGUUGUGUAUAUAGCAAGCGAGAUACCUCUAUAGCCAAUAAUCAAUCGACUGUGUACAUAUAUGAUGGCAUCUAUGUUGAAUUUUAGGUAUGGAAUCAGGAAAACAGCUUCCCUGAGCAAUAAUGUAGGUCUAAUGUCCUGCCCUAUUUCUGCCCUUCCCAGUUGGGGUUAAGGUGAGUCAAUGCUUUGCUCAGCAGGCCCAACGGACUUUUGAUGAUAUGAGAUGCUUCUUGGAGUACCCGCUAGGGGUAGAAUAUGCUAUGGGGCCUAUC